AUGAGCCGCAUCUACCACGACAGCGCGCUCCGGAACAAGGCGGUGCGGAGCGCGCGGCUGCCGGGGGUCUGGGACCCCGCCGCCCACCAGGGGGGAAGUGGCGUCCUGCUGGAGGGAGAACUGGUGGACGUGUCUCGGCACAGCAUCUUGGAUGCCCGUGGCAGGAAGGAGCGCUACUACGUGCUCUACAUCCGGCCCAGUCUCAUCCAUCGCCGGAAGUUCGACCCCAAGGGAAACGAAAUCGAGCCCAACUUCAGUGCCACCAAGAAGGUGAACACGGGCUUCCUCAUGUCGUCCUACAAGGUGGAAGCUGCGGGGGACACGGACAGACUCACGCCCGAGGCGCUGAAGAGCCUGGUCCAAAAGCCAGAACUGCUUGCGCUGACGGAGAGCCUCACCCCCGACCAGACGGUGGCGUUCUGGAUGCCCGAGUCAGAGAUGGGGGCGAUGGAGCUUGAGCUGGGGAUCGGGGUACGGCUGAAAACCCGAGGCGACGGCCCCUUCCUGGAGUCAUUAGCCAAACUUGAGGCUGGAACAGUGACCAAGUGUAAUUUCGCUGGUGAUGGAAAGACAGGAGCAUCCUGGACGGACAACAUCAUGGCCCAAAAGUCUUCGGAGGAGGCCACGGCGGAGAUCCGAGAGCAGGGGGACGGGGCAGAGGACGAGGAGUGGCCUCGGGAAAACUCCUUUCGAGGCAAGAAGGGUGACAACCUGAAAGACCUUUCUUUUCGCUGCCAAUUCUUUAUCCCCCCUCUGGUUCUCUGCCACACGGGGGGCUCCUGUCUCCUGACCUCCCUGGCUGCUUUCCUGGGGCUGCUCUCUGGGAGGCCUAGCGUAUUCACAGUUCAGAUCCUUGUGACCUUUGACCUCGACCAUUAUAGAAGGUGCCUCCCUGUUAACACUGCUGAGAUGUACAUUCUUGAGGCUUUUCACACAUCCCACAAUCCUUUUAUUAUAAAUUCCAAAACUGUAAAUGCUGGGCCUCAUGUUCUACACAUCGCUGGUAUCUCCACGCUGCGAACCGUUCUGCAAGUGUUAAGGGGAGAGGCAGGACUGCGCGUUUCGCGUGGACGGGGAGAAGGGGAGACGGGGAAACAGGGAGCCCCCCGCCGCCCAGUCGCCUGGGAGCGCGGCUGCUGUCAGGGACUUCGGCUUCGGGAUCUGCUUUCCCGACGUGCUCCGCCCGAGAUUCUGCAGCAAGCGGUCCGGCCGGCCGAACGGCAAGAGAUCCGGGUUCGCGCCCUGGCCAGCCCCUGA
Molecule: messenger RNA, 1257 nt
Organism: Puma concolor (puma)
Lineage: Eukaryota; Metazoa; Chordata; Mammalia; Carnivora; Felidae
Source: RefSeq, a predicted model, not a curated record